AUGCUAAAAAAAUUCAAUGCAAUUGUUAUUUUAUUUUUCAUUUUAAAAAAUUAUUCUGAAGGAGCACCGAAGAAGAAAAAAACUUUAGUGGAAAGAAUAGAAGACGCAAGUGUUUAUCAACAUGGAAUCCCUACUAAUCAUUAUGGACAACCCAAUCAGGGGAAUGCUAAUUAUUCUGAAGGAGGCUCUUCGACUGCCCCAGCAUUCACUUUAACAACAUUUACAUAUUUUUGUAAAUGGGGGGAUUGUGUAGAAGGUUUCGAUAACAAAGAUAUUCUUGCGAUGCACGUUAAAAUGCAUGCAGAAAUGUCACAGGUCAAUAAUUCUUGA
Messenger RNA from Meloidogyne enterolobii, 330 nucleotides. The record is from the annotation of a GenBank genome assembly. Lineage: Eukaryota; Metazoa; Nematoda; Chromadorea; Rhabditida; Meloidogynidae.